Centruroides sculpturatus (bark scorpion) is the source of this 1215-nucleotide messenger RNA. Its product is annotated as histidine-rich glycoprotein-like. NCBI's taxonomy places the organism in Eukaryota, Metazoa, Arthropoda, Arachnida, Scorpiones, Buthidae. Bases 1 to 1083 code for a protein of 360 amino acids. The transcript is spliced from 2 exons. The record is from RefSeq and is a predicted model, not a curated record.
AUGAAGGAGAAGGAUUUAAGAGAAAUACAGCAGUGUAAAGCAGGUGUAACGAAGGAUGAAAGAGGAGAACCAGCCUUCUCGAACUUUACAUUUGAUCAUUGGGAGAGUAGAGGCAAUAUCAACAUCCUCCAGUCGUCACCUCUCCCAGUCACACUUUCGGGAGUAUGUCUCCUGGUUGCGGUUUGUUUGGCCUUGCCUGUUGCUGAAGAAAAACCUGAUGAUGAAGCAGCUGAUCUUCUUGCAUCUGGAAGUGACUUGAUAGCUGCCGAAUCGGGUCAUCAUGGACAUCAUGGUGGCGGAGGAGGAGGUGGUGGAGGUGGCCACUUUGAUUUCCAUGAAGGUCACUGGAAGAAGGGACACGGUGGACACGGUGAACACGGUGGCGGCCACAAACAUUUCGAAGAUGAUUGGGGAGAAUGGCACAAACACGGUGGACACGGUCAUCAGGACAAAGGUGGUCAUCAUCACGAUAAAUUUGGCAAACAUCACGAAGGUCAUCAUCAUUCCGGCCACGAUCAUCAUGGAGGUCACGGUCACAAAGAAUGGGGCGGUCACGGACAUCACGGACACAAAUCUGGAGACCACCAUCACAAAGAUCACGGUCACAAGAAGCACGGAUUUAAAAAUACUUACCACAAAGAAGAACAUGGAGAUCACAAAUCUUACCACGAUAACUUCCAGGAUAGCGACCAUCAUAAGAAACAUAAGGAUCAUCAUGAAUCUUAUAAAUUUCAUGGAGACAAGCACCACAAGCACCAUCACGGUAAAGGCUACCAUGAUAAACAUGAACACGGUGACCAAUACCAUAAGCACGGUGGUGGUGGACAUCACCAUCAUGACGAAGGAGACUGGAAGAAGGGCGGACAUCAUCACAAAGAACACCACGACCAUAAACACGGAGGUGGCCAUCAUCAUCACGAACAUCACGAACAUGGAGGACACGGUCACAAACACCACGGCAGUAGUGGAGGAGGUGGCGGUGGCGGCCACGGAGGAUACGGCGGACAUCAUGGAGGACACGGUGGACAUCACGGGGGAUAUGGUGGACAUCACGGAGGAUACGGAGGACAUGGUCAUCACUAAUUUAUAUCUGAGAACGUUUUAACAAAUGGACUGGAUUACGUGUUCUGUAUUUAUCGUUUGCCAUGCUUUUUGCGCUACAAGUUUUAUAUGGAAAGAAAGAGAUAGGAACAUCAUGUUUCGAGCUUUCUUAGG